CAGAAGUCCCCGCCCGUCCCACCCAUUUACCUUAUUCUACGUUGCAUAAGAUGGUUGGAAAAAUCUCCCUCACAGCUGCAGCAGCCUCUAUGCUCAUCGCUGGUGCUUACGCUCAAUGCCCCAACAGCGGCGUUGGCAUUGGCAGAGAGCAGCUCUGUAACUUUAGCGGCCAUAACACCAUCUGCGGCGAGACCUGGGGGUUUAUCACAGCACCUGGCACUUGGAACCAGGUCGCAGUCAAGCACAACCUGGAUGGCACCAACGGCCAGUCAUGUGGAGGUUACGACGGCUUAAAGGGUUUCGGGCCUGCCCAUGUCGACUGCGACGGAUCCACCAUCACCGGGGCCACUCCUCCCAACGCCGGCCAUUACCAGUGCUCUAGUGCAAACAUUGUCAAGGGGGGUGGCUUCGGCUCGUUCGCCGUCAUUGCGGCUUGCUGCCAGCCGGCCUAAAUUUUCGACCUAGAUACAGUCGCUAUCUGCAAACUCCAGCAUAGUCCGUCAAUAAUGACUAUUCCCAUCCUCCCGGAUGUUUGUAGUGGAAUGAAACCUCUUUGAACACUGUUGCGGCGAAGCGUCGUGACUGCGUACGCCGUCGCUGAAUCUCCUUAUAAAGGAAAAGUGUUAUAUAAAUGGGACAAAGGAUCCUGAUAUAUAUUUAACUUCUUUGUCCUAAGUUUCUUUAUUGCUUACCGAAGAUAGAUAUAUUAUGGUGAUACACACGAAGGGACGAAGAGGUAUAAGUACAUGGCCGUCU
This is a messenger RNA of Penicillium samsonianum, 756 nucleotides long. RefSeq lists its product as uncharacterized. NCBI's taxonomy places the organism in Eukaryota, Fungi, Ascomycota, Eurotiomycetes, Eurotiales, Aspergillaceae. The record is from RefSeq and is a predicted model, not a curated record. The transcript is spliced from 6 exons. The coding region runs from base 51 to 452 and encodes 133 amino acids.